This is a messenger RNA of Exophiala xenobiotica, 1221 nucleotides long. RefSeq lists its product as uncharacterized. Bases 1 to 1221 code for a protein of 406 amino acids. The transcript has 4 exons. Lineage: Eukaryota; Fungi; Ascomycota; Eurotiomycetes; Chaetothyriales; Herpotrichiellaceae. The record is from RefSeq and is a predicted model, not a curated record.
AUGGCCACAAAUACUUUGAGGAAGCUUGGUGCUGCCGCCAUCGGGUUAUCUUUCAUGUUCAAUGUGCCAUAUGUUUACACAAGCCAUGUCAGCCCAAGAGCUAUGGUGGAUAAUUGGAGCCAGAUAAUCCCUUCGACUUCGUUGAAUUGGACAUCAUGCUUCCAAAAUUACACAUGUGCCAGAACCACUUUUGAAAGCAUCUUCUUUUCCGAGGUCACAGAUGCUUCUUCUACAUCCUUGGAGACACAGUUCUACUCCUCGAGUUUGUUUGGUCAAUGGUGCAGCAACGCUUUCCACAAUGAGGAUGAACACGGAGUGUAUAUCGACACCUCAUCCGUGGCUCGGGAUAUCCUUUCAUUUGCUAAAGCAGAACAACGCCUUGCAGGCAAAGCUGAGGACAGAGCGGAAGUCUGGUACUACGGACAGAGCUAUGGAACCGUUCUUGGAGCCACCUUUGCGUCACUGUUUCCCAUGCAUGUCGGUCGAUGGAUCUUGGACGGUGUUGUUGAUGCCCAAAACUACUACGAAGGGUCGUGGGAUGCGAACUUAUUCGAUACAGAUGCCGUCUUCCUCACAUUUCCCAAGUAUUGCUACGAAGGCGGCCAGGAGAACUGCUCAUUCUGGGGCCCCUCGGAACAAAACAUCACGGAUCGCAUUAACAAUCUGCUCACGAGGAUCAAACAGGAUCCGAUUCCUGUAUCAGGCAUCCAGCAAGGUGGAACGACGAUAGACCUGGCCACAUAUCCAAAUCUCAAGCAAACGAUGCUCCUUGCGUCAUAUUUUCCUCUGAAACAAUUUCCGGUAUUAGCGACUGCUCUGACGGGCUUGGAAAAUGGCAACGGCUCAAUCAUUACGACCAUACCGGAGAACUAUCUGUGGGGCGCGGAUGCGGCCACGCUGAUAAAGUGUCUUGACUCCUACGGCAAUUAUAACACCACGAGCAUCGACGAGUUUCAAAAUUGGGUCAACAUCCAGACGGCGCAGAGCAAGUUGUUAGGAGACACCUGGUCGACUAAUGCUGCUCCAGUUCUCUGCAGAUCUCUCCACUUGGAUUUAUCCAGGAGGGACAGUUUCCCUGGUCCCCUUCCCCCAUCCAGCAAUCACACACGUUUCCCAGUGCUCUUCCUUAGCAACACGUUAGACCCAGUCAGUCCAAUCCGAGGGUAUGUACAAGAGCUAUCUAGCUCUUCCUACUCCUUGAUGUACACCUUUGCUGACUAG